ACAGUUCUUUCUGGUUCUCGAAUCUGAUUGGCUAAGGGCUAUGAGAUAUUGUACUGAUAACGGCACAGUAACCGCUUCACCAUUUUGUAUUAUUCCGCGGCCGUCACAGCUACUUACAAAGUAAACAAACAUGGCGAACGAUAACUUUUUCAUGAACAUAACAUUUGAUAUUAACUACGAAAGCUCGUCAGAUGAAGAAGAGAUUACAGCACCGUUAGCAGAGCAACCUACAAGAAGUGCAGCCGUGACAGCUGCUAAUUUGGACAAUUUAGAAAAAACGAGACACGAAAACAACACUGUGCGCCAAACGGUGUGGACUGUGAAUUGUUUUAAAUCGUGGCUGGCCGAAAAACAGCUCAAUAUCGACCUAAAACGCAUAGAGAAAUCACAAAUGAAUUCAGUGCUGCGGGAUUUUUAUGGCUCCAUUCGGACCAAUAAGGGAGAACUGUACGGUAUUAGCAGUUACCCGAGUCUUCGUUCGGCGCUAAAUCGCCACAUUAAUGAACCUCCUUUUAGCCGUGAGUGGAAUUUAAUGCAAGACUCCGAGUUCACUUCCGCUAACAAUGUUUUUAAAGGAGUUGUUAAACAGAUCCGGCGAUCCGGUGCAGACAAAACAUCACACUACCCACCGAUGUCCUUUGAAGACCAGCAAAUACUAAAGCGAUCUGGUGCACUUGACCCUGGCCACCCGAAAGGUUUAUUAAACAAGGUGUGGUAUGACAUUCAGUUACACUUUGCACGAAGAGGGAAGGAGGGAAAUCGACAGCUUAAGCCAGACUCGUUUGAACUGAAGAGAGACGAAAAUGACACAGAAUAUUUUACGAUGACAUUUAAUGAGGAAACAAAAAACCACAAAAACCCCCUGGAGGUCGACAGGGAAAACAGAAGGGGGGCUAUGUUUGAAGAGCCCGGUAACCCCAUGUGUCCAGUUUCUUCACUAAAGAAAUAUCUUCGCAAAAUACCACCUGAUGCAAAAGCACUCUACCUGCACCCAAAGAGGAGAUUUGAUGCUAGUGACGACAUCUGGUACAGCACUGUUCCUUUGGGUGUAAAUCAGUUGUCCCAAAUGCUCUCGAGAAUGUGCAUAGAAGCCGGUACUCAGUCUCACUAUACGAACCACAGCAUCAGGGCUACUGCAAUCCAAAAACUGUCCGAUGCAGGGCUCCAAGCCAGAGAGAUCAUAGCCAUCAGUGGACACAGGUCAGAAACCUCUCUGAAAUCCUACUGGAGACCAUCACUACACAGAAGAAAACGCUGGAGUGCAGUACUGGCAUCAAAUGAAAUGGAAACCACACCAGAAAAGCAACCAAAAGCAGCAAAGACUUUAUCUCCAAAUAACUAUUUCACGGGAUGUACAAUAAACGGCAAUGUACAAAUAAAUGUAAACAAUGGUUCCGAGAACCACUCGAAUUAGAUCAGAAAUGUAUUAAAUCAAAUUGCUAAAGAAAAAAAUACAUAGAAAUGAUAUAUGUUGAUGUUUUCUGCCGAUGACUUUUCUUGGUUAUUGAAAAAAAUAACAAACUUAUCCUUGACUGGAAAAAAUAAUUAAAAGAAUAUAUAUAAAAAAUAACUUAUUUGAUGUUAUUUAUGAUAUGUUGAUUACUCGGUUUUAUUGUAUUAAUGAAAAAAUAAAUAAAUUUGACCUUAAUUAAAAAUGUGAGUUCUUUAUUAAAAAUAAAAAAGUUAUGUUAUUUAACUUCAAGCUCCGCCAAAACAAAGACGAUGAAUAAAAGGAACAAGUAAUAGAUUCAUAAGAUCAAAUACUUCUGGUCUGAACCAGGUUUGAACCCAAAACAAAUACAACGUCAUUUUUGACCAUCAGACACACCUCAGAGCCAGCGUCACUCUGUGUGUCUCAUAUUAACUAGCUCGUGAAUCCCAAUCGUGAUUAUCCCGUCGAACAUCAGCUCUCUUGGAUGUAAACUUAAAUGGAAUAAUUUCACAUCGUGUGGACGAACAACACUUGGAAUAAAGCAAUGAAAACAGUCUUUUUCCCUGGAGCGAUCUCUCUCUCCUCACGGCCCAAAAACACAGUGGAACUACAGGUAAGGAUAAGUUACUGAUUUAUUUUCGCGUGACAUGACUAACUUAUUAAAACACAUUGUCAGAUAUCAACGUUACUGAUAUUUAUAAGCAGCACGCAAAAACAUCUAUCUGACUUAUGCAAACUUAUGUAGAACUGACAAGAACAAAGUCCAAUAAUAAAGCGAGUCGUGUCGCGUAGUAUAUAAAUAUAGUUUUAUUAACUUUUACCUUGCGCUAAAACAAUAACAACACAAAAGACACUAAAUAUUAAUAAAAAACAAGUAAUAGUGUCAUGACACCAAAUAAUGCUGGUUUGAUCUCGUUUUUGACUAUCAAACACAGAGAGGCCAACAUCAGAGCCAGGGAAUCCAUGUCAGAGGUGUAGCCCAGAUAGGGCGGUGGUCAGCGGGGCGAGUGAACACUGAUGUCCGCUCAUGCUUUGGUUUUCAUUCGUACCGAAUCUCACUAAGCAAACGUUCAAACAGGCGCUAUCUUUACUAAUCGACUGCAGAUUUA
Misgurnus anguillicaudatus (oriental weatherfish) is the source of this 2541-nucleotide messenger RNA. The record is from RefSeq and is a predicted model, not a curated record. Lineage: Eukaryota; Metazoa; Chordata; Actinopteri; Cypriniformes; Cobitidae.